This is a messenger RNA of Pleuronectes platessa (European plaice), 4458 nucleotides long. RefSeq lists its product as uncharacterized. Gene Ontology annotation, biological process: G protein-coupled receptor signaling pathway; negative regulation of JUN kinase activity; protein dephosphorylation. The transcript is spliced from 6 exons. NCBI's taxonomy places the organism in Eukaryota, Metazoa, Chordata, Actinopteri, Pleuronectiformes, Pleuronectidae. Gene Ontology annotation, molecular function: MAP kinase tyrosine/serine/threonine phosphatase activity; protein tyrosine/threonine phosphatase activity; G-protein beta-subunit binding. Gene Ontology annotation, cellular component: cytoplasm; heterotrimeric G-protein complex; cytosol. The record is from RefSeq and is a predicted model, not a curated record.
AUGCCUCCCCUCCCUCUUGACGAGCGCAUAGUGGUCAUUCAGCGCCCUAAAAACUUAGCCCUGUGCGAGAGUUCCCCACAAACCAUCCCGCAGCAUUCCUCUCAAAUAUCAGCCUCUUCUAAUGGACGAGUCGCCCACCCUACUCAUCUCCACCCUUCACAGUCACAUUUCUAUUCACCAGCCUGUAAAUCUCUGACUCUGGAAUGCAAACGCAGAUCUUCCAGUGUGCAGAAAUCCAAGAACGACCAGCCUGUUCUACCAGUGGGGGUGAGACACAUCCCUAGCCACUGCCAUAGCAAUGGCACAGUAACACUCAGCCCACGGCUUCCCUCCCACACACAUACUAUUGAUAUCAGGGUGACUGUGGACAAAAGAGGACGAGGAGGAGGAAUCAGCAACUCGUUAGGCCGCAGCGGUAGUGUAAAAGGUGGCAGAGGGAAAUGUGUUUCUUCACAGUUGGAUCAAGGACAAUGUGAGCGAAAAAGUGGAACCACAGAGAGGCCAGGUGGAGCCGAAAACAAGACACAGCGAGGUCGCCAUAGUCAGCUGUCAACUUCCCCUGGAGGGGUCCUACAGUUCGUCCCCGCUCAGACGCAGCAGUAUAAGUUCAGGAGUGAAAAGGAGAAGGAAAACGAUCGGUUUCCUCAAAGAAGUGACCAACAAUUUCCUUCUCUAGGUCACAAGAAAAAUUCCAAACUGGGAUCUGUUCAACAAAGCCAUAAUAGUCAUAGUCAACCCUACCACCAAAACUCUGUCCCUGUGCCCCAUGCUGCCAUCCUAAACUCCAACUAUCCCACAUCCCCUCCCUCCCAACCCACCAAUGUCCCAAUAUUGUUUCAGCAACUCAGGCAGCCCCACCUAUCCCGCUCCAAGGAUCACCGUCCCCACAUUCUUCAUGGUCUGCCCCUCUCCCCGUGCUCCUCCCAUGCCGGAGGGUUUCCCAGCCCAGACCACACCUGCACCAUUGACUGCACCCACCCAUUCAGUUGCGGCUGCUGGAGGUUGGUAAGAUGCAGAGGGUGUAAGGCAAACUCUGCUAACUGCCAAGGAGGGGGAGGAAGCUCUUCCACCUCAUUUUCCUGUGCUCACAAUGUUGGAGCAGUGAAGAGAGGAGGCAAAGACAUGGGUCUGAGAAAUCUGGGUGGGUGUCUCUCCACUGCCUCGACCUCCAACACCUCCUCUUCAAACAGCACUGUGUCGGACUGCCGAGCGAGCCUGUUCAAACCUCUUCGCUGUGCCUCCUGCUCUGGUGAGGCCAGAAACUUUGAGAGUCCUGCUAUCCUUCGCAAAAAACUGGUAGGGGGAUGCCUGCCAUGCACCCCUCUGUCCUCCUCAGCCCCGCUGCGGGCAAUACAGAGCUGUGUCACGGGUUGCAACCCCAAAGCCUCUCAAACAGGUAGUUCCACCUGCAGUUACUGCAGCAGCGACCCCAUAGUGGUUACAUUCAACCCUCGUCGAGGAAAACCCCCGGGAAGAGGCGUCGGUGCGGCUCAUCCGAUGGGUAUGUUCCAAGCCGAUGAUGAUGACUAUAGCGUGCGUACUAUCUGGCCUGAAGAACUGGCCAAGAAGAUGACCCAUUCUAAAGCCCAAAAGAAUCAAUAUGCUGGAAUGGGAGCAGGAGCAGCGAAGACCUGUGCAAGUCAGGCCCAAAAUGGCAGCAAUGGAACGGGCCUUGUCCUCUUGGACUGUCAAAACCUCCAAGAAUAUGGGCAGUCUCAGCACACAGACCACGCUGGCCGUCGGCGGCUUCAGCAGGGACGAAUGGCUGCCCUUGAUUUUAUGGGCCGCAGGUCAGGAUCUGGCUAUGACGAAGGCUGGAACUCACUGCAGAGACUUUUGAAUAAAGCAGAAGAUGGUGGAAUGGACAAUGGUCUGGAGCAAGAGGGAGAUGCAGCAUAUCCUCGUUCCCCUUCUCCCCGCUCUGUCUCCCCGCCUUCUCCUGUGUCCUUUUCGCCUCCAACGUCUGUCCCGAACACACUCAUCAAACCACAACCCUGGCAGAGAGACAGGGAGGGAGGACACUCUCUGCCGACAGCUCAGUCCCUUCACCUAGCCCUGAACUCCCUGAACAGAGACCAAGAUGAGGAAAAUAGCAGAAUGCGCCUUUCUCUGCCACUCUCUUCGUCUUUGCCGGCAUGUCUGUCCGAUGAGAGUCUGAUGACUCCUGACGCGGAGAACGCUGUGGUCAGUGCCAUCCUGCCCUUCCUGUUUCUGGGGAACGAGAGAGACGCUCAAGACCUGGACCUGCUGGCGCGGCUCAACAUCGGCUACGUGGUGAACGUGACCACACACCUUCCCCUCUACCACGUCAACUCUGGACUGCGCUACAAAAGGCUGCCAGCCACCGACAACAGCAAGCAAAACCUUCGACAGUACUUUGAGGAGGUUUUUGAAUUCAUUGAGGAGGCAUAUCAGAGUGGAAAGGGAGUGUUGGUGCACUGCCAGGCCGGCGUCUCUCGUUCUGCAACCAUUGUCAUUGCCUACCUUAUGAAGCACACCCUCAUGACAAUGACAGAUGCCUACAAAUAUGUGCGGAGCCGUCGCCCCGUGGUGUCCCCGAAUCUGAACUUCAUGGGCCAGCUGUUGGAGUUCGAGAGGGACCUCAACUCUGGGGUGACCCCUCGCAUCCUGAUGCCUAAACUGAGCGGUGUGGAGACGCAGUGUCUAGAGACUAAACUGCCAGAUUUUAUUAGAUGUGAAUCUGUGUUUGUGUCUGAAGCUAAAAAAGCAGAAGAAAUCGGUAGAGAGGACUGAGCUGUUUCUCCAGGAGGCCCCACUGUGCCACAGAUGAAAGGAGACACCCCAGUGAACAGCAGCAUGAGCGUCGGCCAAGCCAGGAAACUGGUGGAGCAACUGAAGAUUGAGGCUAGUUUCUGCAGGAUAAAGGUGUCAAAGGCCGCAGCCGAUCUGAUGGCGUACUGCGACGCACACGCCUGCGAGGACCCACUGAUCACCCCUGUGCCCACCUCAGAGAACCCCUACAGGGAGAAGAAGUUCUUCUGUGCUCUGCUUUGAGACAAAUCAGGGAUUGUUGUGAUUUAAAAAAAAAGUGCAACUGUACAGUAUGUACAGUGUGUACACGUACUUCCAUUUGAAAUAAGACAUCGAUGUACUAUAGUAACCUUGCAUAAAAGCUGCCGAUGUACAGUACAUUAUCAACUACAUGUCUUGAAGUGAAUUCUUUAACUAACAUUAGACUGAAAGAACAAAAAUAACAGAGAUUUAACACGUUGAAUCAAUAAAGAGAGAGUUACCUCUAUUUAAAAGAACUCAAAACAAGACCAGAAGUGAAAAGAACGGACAUUUUACAUGCAAACAUCACCUGGUUGAAAACAUGGACAUCUCAUGCUCAGUCACAGCACAGGAAACUGCCACACAGGACAACAGAGGCUCCGCACACACACUCAUUCAUAUGGAUUCUGCAGCUUUUGAAACAUUCGUCUGAGGCGUUCAAUUCCCACAAUCAGCCUAUUAUGGGCAAUGGUGGUGCUAUGUGUCUCAGAUGUUGCCCUGGUUGGUCAGGACUGACAGUUCUGCCCCAUGUAAACGGUGCGUACAUCUGGCAACUAAGAAAAAGAUGUCCCAUUAAUAACGGUUAUUGUUUGGUGUGACCACAACCAUUUUCUGUCAGAAUGGAACUGUUGUUUUACACAAAGAAACCCUGAUACUGAAUGUUCUUCCAUCAAUAUUUAGAUUGUCCUUCAGAGCUGCAUCCCAUCCCAUGUUAAUAUAUUUUGUAUUCUCCCAUCCUCUUUAUGGCAGUUACUUGUUAUCUACCAAGGACAACUAGUUACAUGUGGAUUAUUAUGAUUAUAAUCAAAUCAUGUCAUGGUUUUAUUAAGAUUUUAGCAUUGUGCUCAUUUCUAUACUGUUGCUAAGGUGUGAAUGUGUUUGUGUGUGUUUGUGUGCGAAUAGGUGCUACUGUAAAACCUAAAACAAUUCUUUGCAUCUGAUCCAUGAUUUCAAUGUUUUAUAGUUCCAACAGCAACCUGACCCAAGUUUAUAUAUAAAUAUAUAUAUAUAUAUAUAUAAAAUAUCACACAUUCCAGGGAUUGUGAUAAUUUAAUAUACAAUCUAAGCCAUUGAAGCAGAAUUAGCUAAUGCGUUAGUCAGAUCAACAUUAAAAAGAAUCGUACAGCAGUUAUUAUGUACUUGUCAUCAUUUGAUCAUGUCUGAGAGUGAACAACUAUAAUGUCUCUGCACAUUCAUGUGAAAUGAGGGCUAAAGAGAGUGAACUGGGAAUUAACAUUUUAAUUAGAGGUUUCACUUUCUCCAUCUAUAGAACAUGCCAUUGUUUUGUUCUGUUCAUUCAGAUUCACUCAAGAGGAAACUGCUCCUCUUCAAUCUAGCAUUGUAGCCAUGAUGAAACUUUAUGGGGCAACCUGCUCUGGUCAAAUGUAUUUUUAAAAAGUCUUGCAAAGAUCAAAUUUGGAGCUUUGGUGAAAAAGUAACAAUGGA